Molecule: messenger RNA, 1582 nt
Organism: Elgaria multicarinata webbii
Lineage: Eukaryota; Metazoa; Chordata; Lepidosauria; Squamata; Anguidae
Gene: PTN
Product: pleiotrophin
Exons: 5
Coding region: 358-855 (165 amino acids)
Cellular component (GO): extracellular region
Molecular function (GO): growth factor activity
Source: RefSeq, a predicted model, not a curated record
GUGAACUGUGUUCUCCCCCUCCCUCCGUUUCUUUUCUCUCGCUCGUUCACUCACUCACUCAUUCAGUCUGCUCUCUCUAUAGUCAAAGCAAGGAUCAGAUUCCCUGCCUUGAGUAGAAAGAAAAGAAAUCUUGGUGAGAGAAUUCAAGGAGAAGAGGAGAGGAUAAACUGAAAAGAAGAGGAGUGCAGGAACAUUGAAAAGAUCUAGGGAGAAAGGAGUCAAUAAUUUCAGAGGAGAAAAAGAGAGGAGAAGAACGGCACUGUAUUUGCAGAGCAAAGGUGUAGGAAGCCCAGGACUCAUCGUCACGGGUGAAUUGAAAACAGUGGAACAGAGACGGGAGAUUUUUACAACUCAAAAAUGCAGAAACAGCAAGAACAGUGUCAGAUAUUUACAGCCAUCCUCUUCGCAUCUAUUUUCCUGCUAGCAGCCGUGAGCAUUACUGAAGCUGGCAAAAAAGAAAAACCAGAGAAGAAGGUAAAGAAAUCUGACUGUGGGGAAUGGCAGUGGAGUGUGUGUGUUCCCACUAGCGGAGACUGUGGACUAGGGACUCGUGAAGGCACCCGGAGUGGAGCUGACUGUAAACAAACAAUGAAGACACAAAGGUGUAAGAUCCCCUGCAACUGGAAGAAGCAAUUUGGAGCGGAAUGUAAAUACCAGUUCCAGGCCUGGGGAGAAUGUGACCUGAACACUGCCUUGAAGACUCGAACUGGGAACCUAAAGCGAGCCCUACACAACGCGGACUGCCAGAAGACCGUCACCAUCUCAAAGCCCUGUGGAAAGCUCACCAAACCCAAACCUCAAGAACCCAAGAAAAAGAAAAAAGAAGGCAAGAAACAGGAGAAGACGCUGGAAUAGGGAUGCUGUUCUGGGCUGCACAGGACAGGAAUCGGACUUCCUCGAAUGUAAUCUGUUAACACGUUUCAUUGACACCUAGGCAUUUUAUCCAGAAGUUAUUUAUAGCUUAAUUGUACAAUAGGAAGAAAUAAACAUACAAAUUCAUCCACUUUCUUCUUCUUUUUUAUUUUUUUACUCUAGUACAGCCUCUCCCAACCUGGGGUCUUCUGGAUGUCUUAGAUUAUAGCUACCAUCAGUAUAACCAGCAUGCUGGCUGGGACAAUAGGAGUUGUAGUCCAAAGCCCCUGGAGAGCACCAGUUUGGGGGAGGCUGCUUAGCAUUUUAAAUGUAUACUCCUUAACAGCAUUUGUAGAAGUCUUCAAUAAAAGGCAGUAAUGUCAUUUAGUACAUGAGCGCUAUUGUAUAUUGGAAAGCAUAGAUCCAUUCCGAAUUCCCCUUUACCUCUCUGAGUCCAAUGUUUUUAGGCCUGGCUCUGCAUGCUAAGGGCAGGGUUUGUAACCUACACGGAACUCCCAAGAUGUAUUCUAUGAAGGUUCUAUAAUGUCCUAAUGGUCCGUUCAUAUGCUGUGCAGAGGGGCCACUUUGUGGGUCAAACAGACCGAACUCCCCCACCCCCUUUUUAUGUUUUAUAAUAGCAAGAGUAGGUCUCCAUCCCCUGACUGUACCUGCACUGAAAUCACUAACUUGGUUGUAAUUUACAACUUUUAAUAAAACAAUUUAAGGCUCU